AUUUGUUUCAAAACACCGGUUCUGUCAUAAUUUGUUAUUUUAAAGAGUUCUUGACUUCUUGUUUACAUUCGAUUUUUUAUGUGUAGAAGACUGCGAUUGUAGUACAGAUUUGAAAUUCUGUAGCUUUAUUAAUUUGUUAAGUGCAGUCUAGUGAUCACUCUAACGAUUUCACCUCUAUGACUUGCCUGUCGAUGGCUUCCGAGGAACAACUUGCCUUAUCUAGUCUGAUCAAAUCGGUACAUCAGCAGCUACGAAACUCGUCAAUUGAAAGUUCCGAUCCGGAACAGGUCUGGAGAGAGCACUUGCAAAACCAUGAAUUACUGAACCAGUAUGCCAAAGCGAUGCAAAAACUUGCGACCCGCUAUUGGGAUAAAAAUAUGCAAAUCACCAGUAAGAAAGCCAACUGCCGAAUCGAUUGGGUUGUUAAUUCUUGCCGGGAAUAUUUCAUGCUUGGUUCCAAUAGUUUGCUAUAUUUGUUUCGAGAUAAAGAAGAUCAGAUAAUGAAAAUAAUCAACGAAAGUCACGAUUACAAACAUUCUGCUUACUUGAUAUCAAAUAUCAAACUUCUGGAUGUCGGAAGCUGUUACAAUCCCUUUUCUGCUUUUCCCGAGUUUGAGGUAACGGCAAUCGACAUUGCGCCAGCUCAAGAGACAGUAGAAUUGUGUGAUUUUUUGGAAGUUUCUCUUGUGGAUGUCAAACCAGUCAGUUCUCGGCCUAUUGAACAUCUUGUUCGAUCAUACUAUGAUGCUGUUGUGUUUAGCCUUCUACUAGAGUAUCUUCCCGCAUCCGAACAACGAUUGAAGUGUUGUCUAAAAGCCUAUGAUGUACUAAAGCCAGAAGGGAUUCUUUUGAUUAUAACUCCUGACUCCCGGCAUCAAGGCGCUAACGCUAAACUUAUGAAGAACUGGCGUUUUACAUUAGGUCUAAUGGGCUUUACCAGGAUAGAACUUGAGAAAUUAGAACAUGUAACCUGUAUGGUGUUCAGGAAGGCUAUCUUCAGGGAGGUGCCAGAAAGGUGGUGUAGGAUUCAUAAAGAAGGAUACAUGGAACCGGUGCUGUGCAUACCUCAGGAUUACAACAAUAGUUCUUUGUCGGUUUCUAAUGUAACCGAUAAUAUCGAACAGCAUCGAGACAACGAUGAAACGAAAAUAAAGGACAUGUUUCGUGGAUUACCUUUUGUUGAUGACGAGAUUGGUUAAUAAAAUGAUCGUAUUAAUUAGACUAAAGUCACUGCGUCCUUUGCUGUACAAAGAACUCAUUGCAAUUGCUCUCAGUCCACAGCGACAAACUACACAUAUUUGAUCUGUUAUAGCGCGAGUACUCAUGUACCCUGCCUAGGUAUUACGCAUUGGUUGCAUGAAAUCUCUGAGAGCACCGUUACUGAAUGUAACGUUACUUUAAAGAGC
This is a messenger RNA of Wyeomyia smithii (pitcher-plant mosquito), 1406 nucleotides long. RefSeq names its product S-adenosylmethionine sensor upstream of mTORC1-like. Lineage: Eukaryota; Metazoa; Arthropoda; Insecta; Diptera; Culicidae. Gene Ontology annotation, biological process: negative regulation of TORC1 signaling. The transcript is spliced from 2 exons. The record is from RefSeq and is a predicted model, not a curated record. The coding region runs from base 177 to 1199 and encodes 340 amino acids.